GAGGUCUUUAACAAAUURCAUCUAAUUCCAAAUGAAAGAGAUCAAAAACGCUCCUUGAAUUCCUUGAUAUGUCGCCGACGAGAAGAAGAGAAGAGGGACUGAGGGAGGGCCUCGAAAGUCUCUGGGACGAGUAAUUAAAAUAUAAUCACAAUAACAAUAAAAAGCCGUAAAACCGGAAGAAAGGAGGAAAAAAGGAAUCGGAUAGAAAUGCCCCGAAAUAACUGGGAAACGAACGRAAAAUGSUUUKAAAACUUCAAUAACRCUGGUAAURAAUUCUAUUCAUUUUGGCUAAUUUUAGAUUGAAUAACGAUUCUAUAUGCUCAAUAUGAACUAAAUAAGAGAGUCCAGCACGAAMGAAAAACUGGCUGCAUUCAAUAUUAAUGAGUUUGUGCGAGCGAUAUACAAUCAAACACCUAAUAUAUGGAGUUGUUAACAAACCGAUCAUGAAUAAUUAACGUAAACCACAGGCAUGAUUGGAAGAUAAUAACCUCCACAGUAAAACAAUGAUCUGGUUUUCACAUAAUUGAACUUUUUAGCCAAUUGAAUAGAACAUUCGAGAGAAUCCUUUAAAAAAAUGAUGGUUAAAGCUGGACGGCGAUAUAAAUGCAGGUUGCCGGGCUGAAUUCCUUCUACAUUGGUACUGAACGCUAUGGAGAUGACACUCGCAUAGGACAAGUUAUUAUAUAAUUAUAUGCUUACCAGAAGAGGAUUAGCAUUACGAGUACGGGAUUUUGACUUUUUUUUCUUUGACUUUUGACGGAAAACAAGAAGCGCAGGAUAUCCCAUACCGAUAUUCAGAUUGGAUCGGUUUUUGCAAACGAAUUGUCAACAUGCCUUGGGGCUCUCUAAAAUGGUCCAUCAAUCAACCCAUGAGAUUUUAUACUUUGACGUUUUUUAUAGUACGAUAGCUGAGCCAUUGCUCUUGCACCAAAUCUCCAGCUAACUUACUCAAUCUAGUGAGGAACGAAUACUCUAUAAAACCUUUUUGCAAAGGGAAACACUAUUCAACAGAAUCUCAGAUAACAUGAGUAACAUACAGAAGAGCAUCRUGAGAAAAAACAGUGCGACACUUCGUCAUUUGGUGUAUGUGUUUCAAAUGUACGGUUUUUUACUUUGUCUGAUGGCUAGUCCUUCGUUAUUAUUCAAUCGUUCUCCAAAAGCGGCGUGUAAAGAACCCCUAGGAAUGGCAAGUGGUAAAAUCAAAGACGAACAAAUAACAGCAUUUUCGUCGUUUAAUAAUGAUUUCAAUACUUAUGGAGCACAGAGAGCUCGUCUUGGCUUAACAACAUGGCCUCCAGGACAUCGAGCCGAUCCUCAUCAGGCCAUGUCCUCGUGGUUGAAAAUAGAACUCAAAGAAAAGAUGAUUAUYACAGGAAUUGCAACACAGGGUUAUGGCGAUGCCAAGGUYCCAGAAUGGGUUACAAAAUACAUGUUAUUAUAUUCCACUGGUGAGGACUAUCUCUUUUUUAAAGACCAAAGCGGAGGCUUAAAGAUUUUCAACGGUAAUAAAAACUGGAAUGGUGUGGUGCGAAACGAGGUACCAAUACCAGCCGUUGUACAGAGUAUAAUGCUUAUGCCAUCAGAUUAUAAUAAGAAUUUUGCAUUACGAAUGGAGCUCUAUGGAUGCAAGCCAGGGUAUUAUUUUAUUGUCUCAUUGAAAAUGCGUGGGUCAUUUUUUCGGAUGGAAUUCUUAGACUCUGAGUCGUCACUAUAUGGAUCUACAAAAGAAGACACAAUCUUAGAGGUCAAUUACGUGCUGGAAAAAAUCCCAGGUUUUCUUUCCGCAAAAGUGGAACGAUUUUGUAGAAGUGAGACACUUGUUCUUGUCAAUUACGUGCUGGAAAAAAUCCCAGGUUUUCUUUCCGCAAAAGUGGAACGAUUUUGGCCGGAAAGUUCUCUGUUUGGAGAUGUUCUACUGGUUGCGGAUGURAAAAUUGAUUGCAUUGAAGCAAGCGUACAUUACAUCACAACCGCUCUGAAAAGCGCAGUUUCGCAAGAAUCCCAAGAGCUUUUUGACCCAGACUACAUUAAAGUAAAAUAYCCAAAGGAUUACAUGUGUCGACCACCAAACGUCACCAUCAACUUAAAUACAGACAUUUCAAAAGCAAAAGUAGUUUAUUCGAUUGACAGAUUACAAGUAAAGAGUGAAAUUCAUAUACUUUGUAAUUUAACAAAGGCAACUCUGAUAUUAUGGGAUAGAUCCCACGUUAAUGUACAAAGAAAACAACUUUCGAAUUUAAGAACGUUUGGAAGUGGGCUGCGGUCAUUAAAUAUAAGUGUGCGCGAUUGGAAGCUGGGGUUUCAUUACAUAAGAUUAAGUGUCUCCAUGAGAGGCAAAGAAGGGACGACGAACUUUGAUUUUGGAUUUAUUCAUGUGAAGUUGCCGCCUUUAGUUGUUAAGAUUGAAGGCCCUACUGUUGCUCUAAAAGGCGUUGGACCGUUCUCUUUGGAUGGGUCAAAAUCAUAUGACCCAAGCUUGCCACCAAGGGCGUUAACCUACACGUGGCUAUGUCGUCGAGUUAAUGAAACGUUUCGUAACAUCAACAUGAGUUAUGCUAUUGAUGGGAUGUCUUCACAAGAAAGGGAUAAAGGAGGUUGUUUUGGAUUUGGCCCUGGCAAAAUGAAUUCAACUGAACCGAUUUUAAGAGUACCAACACCUUAUAUGRAAGUAGGAGAAACUUACGUAUUUCAACUAAUUGUCAGUUCAGACACAAGGGAAACCAAGAUAGAUCACACAGUUUACCUGAACUCUUCAUUAUCAUAUAAAAUACGAUGCCAAGUUAACUGUGGUAUAAAAGUGACAACUGGUAUGCGAACGACAUUUGUCUCGGACUGUGUAGGUGUAGCCUGUAAAYUAAUCAAAUCCUAUAACUGGAAGCUGUACUAUAAAGAUUCGUUUGAGCUUGAUGCUGGAUGGAUGGAAGAAGACCUUCAGGGUAAACUCCUUACAGAAUUAGACAGUCCGUCUUUCUCUAUUAAAGGUGCAACAGGAAUAUUUGAGGAGGCUCUUUUCGAGGAAACUGAGUACAAGGUGACAAGUUUUGUUACGCURCAAGAUGGUACCGUUGAGAAAGCGAACGAGAUAGAGUUCUUCACUAAUUCCAAGCCAUACAUGGAAGGGUUUUCAGAUGAUGAAGGAUGUUACAUCACGCCGGAAGAAGGGAGUGCCGUGACAACUUUGUACAACGUCACGUGUAUUGGGUUCAUGGAYGAUGACUUGCCUYUGGAGUAUGAAUUCAGGUAUCACACAAUUUAUGGAAUGGUGGUGGUUGAUAGRACUUUAAGCAACAGUAUYACAACACGCCUUCCUCUUGGAGACCCAUCAACAAAUUAUGAAAUUCUUAUUGAAGUUAUAAUUUACGAUGCAUUAGGAGCUCCUUAUAUGGAUUUUAUACCAGUGACGGUAAAACCAAUGAAGGCCGCCAAUGUUGGCAACACUUUAAAAUCGAUGACAAAUGGCAAAGACAGUGCAAUGGGGAAUCUUCUUAAGUCGGGUGAUGUUAGUAAAGCAACUCAAAUGGCGUGCGCUGUUUUAUCCCUAGUGGACCAGUCAGACGGCAAACUUGGGUCUGAAGAUAAAAAAUCGAUUAAUAUGCGCGAUAAGUUAAAAGUUAGCAAGUCUUCCGUCAAGAAAUUGAAGGAAGGAAUUAUCAAUCAAAUCACCAAGGUCAAAGUGGAGAGUUUAGAGCAAGUCACUCAAGUUGCACAAGUUGUUGCAAUGGCAACUGGUGAAAGUGAUGAAAUAUCGCAAGACUCACAAGAAAAUGCAAUCAAUCUCUUAUCUAAUACUGCAAGUUUUAUGGCUAGUCAAAAGAAUGCAAAYCCAGAACUUCUUCAAAARGUUGGCGCUAGUCUUCUCCAUGGAAUUGGGAAUCUGAUGACAGCAUCAUCCGCUGAAGCAAWGGUAGCCAAAAAGGAUAAACGAAAACCCAACAAGGAAAAAGACUCUAAGAAAGAAAAGAGCAAGGAAAUGGCCCAGCAGACAUUAAAAAUGAUGGACACAGUUGGUGGAAGUCUUUUAUCGACAAAAACUGUCGGUGAAAAACCAAGUGUAUUCAAAACAAAAGAAGUCGCUCUAUUGCUGGACAGACAAUUACCGUCAAAGAUGGGUGACAAAAAACUCGGAGAGGGGGAUAGUGAGGUUGCAUUACCAUCAGCUGGAUCACUGUUUGGUAAUUCUGAUGAUAUGUCUGCGGUUGAUUCACAGAUGACUGCCUUCAACAACAAUCCUUUUACUUGGGAUGAAAGUUCAAAAAAUGUCAAAUCAUCGGUUGUCGAAUUUACGUUAAAGUCUACCAGUGGAAAAGCACUUGAAGUCAAAGGACUCGAAAAACCAAUUGAGUUAUAUAUUCCUCAGAAAGUAGAAGAUAAGCCAAAGGAUGAAAACGAUACUAUCUACUUUGCAAAACCAAGCAUUGGAAAGAAAAACAUUCGAAGUCAUCAAAUAACGAUACAGUCCGACGAGGUGGCGGUUACAGUUAAGAUUGAGCCAGAAGACGGAUCUAGCCUUGAGGUAUACGUACGACACGCAAAAAAGCCAACACCAGAAGAAUAUGACAUCAAGAAAAUCGUCCCCGAUUACUCUAAAUGCAAUGUCUCAGAUCAGGGAGAGUACAUAAAUUGCACGGAUGACCCUUUCACUUUAACCUUAUCAAGUGCAGUCACUGGUGGUAUAGGUGUUCAUUAUAUCGGAGUGCGGUACACUGGGUUGAGGGCAAUGGGCCCGACAGAAUCCUCAGCUAGCGMAAACGAGAUUACACGAGUUAGACGGGAUUGCUACAGCCAUAACGGUCGGAUGAAGCGAGAUUGUGUUGGAGUAAAAACCCCUCCUACAACAAUGCCACCAACCCCACUCAUUAUUAUACCACAAUACAAUGCUUCUACUGAUGUGAAUUACACCAUGUCAGUCAGUGUGACGUCAUGCUUGUACUGGUCUGAAAAAGUAUCUAAAUGGACAAGUGAGGGGUGUAAGGUUGGUCCCAAAUCCGUUGCAAGCAAGCUUCAUUGUCUUUGUACUCACUUGUCUGCAUUUGGUGGAGAUUUCUUCGUAGCUCCAAAUCCCAUUGACUUUGACAAGGUGUUUGCUGAAUUUGGAAAUCUUGCUGAGUCUGGAAACUUUGUUGUUCUCGCAACCGUUUGUGGAUUGUUUGGUUUAUACUUCGUCGGUCUCGUCUUUGCGCGAAAGGCGGACAAGAAAGACGAAAUGAGGGUUGUCGCCAACGUUUUCUUAUCUCAAGGGGAACUCCAAGAAGGCUAUGUUUAUCAAGUAUCUAUACAAACUGGUAUGUGGAGAGGAUAUGGUACUACAGCGAAUGUUGGAAUAAUCAUAUACGGUGAAGACGGAAGGACGGAAGAAAUUAUGUUAACAGAUAAAAAUCUCAAUAAAGAUUUCUUCGCGAGAGGAAGUUUAAAUAACUUCACCAUCACUGUACCAGAAUCACUAGGCGAAUUAUUAAAGAUCAAGAUUUGGCACGACAAUUCGGGUAAUAAUCCAGCAUGGUUUUUCCAUCAAGUUCUCAUUGUCGAUGURGAAACAGCCCAACAAUCRCACUUUCUGGCGAACAGAUGGCUUGCUGUGGAGAAAGGAGAUGGCAAAAUCGAAUUAGAAAUUCCAAAAGCAGAAAARAAAGAUCUUUCAGGAUUUAGGAAUUUAUUUUACUCAAGAACAGCUCGCAGUCUUGGAGAGGGCCAUCUGUGGCUGUCGGUCUUUACUCGCCCUCCACACAACACUUUCACUAGAUGUCAGCGGCUAUCUUGCUGUUUAUCGAUUCUAUUUGCUGCCAUGGUUACCAAUGCGAUGUUCUAUCAGUUUGGAGCAGAACCCAAGGAUUCGUUCCAAAUAGGACCAUUAAAGAUGAGCUGGACUCAAAUUAAAAUUGGCAUACAGAGCAGCAUUGUAGCUAUUCCAGUGAACAUCCUGAUUGUAACUAUAUUUAGAAACAUUAAGCACCCCGCUCCUGAUARCGCCGACAUUGUAGGAAGCGGGGAUGUCGGUAAAAAAACAAAGACACCGGGAUGUCUGCCACACUUUUUUGUAUAUAUUGGAUGGAUAUUGUCGUCUUUAACGUCUUUGGCAGCUGCCACCUUUACUGUGUUUUACAGCCUUAUGUGGGGAGCGAGUACAUCAAACCAGUGGUUAACAUCUAUUAUGGUUUCGUUUUUCCAAGAUGUAAUUAUUACUCAGCCUAUAAAAGUAAUCGCUAUUGCAUCGUUGUUAUCGCUUGUGCUCAAAAAGCCUCCAGAGAACGAUGUCGUUCUUGGAGAAUCAUUAUCAAAAGAUAAAGAGAAGGGAGRUAAAAGCUAUUUGGCACCACGGGGAGCCGAGCUUGAGAAGCAGAGAAUCUACAGAACUAAAGUCCUUGCUAUGUUCCGAACCUUGGUGGAGAUUAUAUUCUUCCUCAUCUUUAUUGUCUUGGUUGUCGUGGUGUGCUAUGGAAACAGAAAAGUCACACGAUUUCAGCUCAAUGACGGGAUGGAGAAACUUACCAAACGAUUUAACAAGGUCACGACCAAUGAAAAGUUCUGGAAAUGGCUCAAGACGUAUCUCAUUCCAGCCUUGUAUGAUACMCAAUGGUACAACGGUGAACCUUUUGAAUAUGAAGAAGGUUUUCUCAGCAAUCGUGAAGUGUUUAUGGUCGGGAUGCCUCGACUGCGGCAGCUAAGGAUUCGUCCAGAUAUAAGCUGUCCCAUUGAAGAAAGCAAACCUCUUCUCGCACAUAUGUUCCAUCGAUGUCUUCCUGCCUAYRAUCAUCAAAAUGAGUUUACAGAAGAAUACAACAUGCCUGGCUGGAAGCCCGUGUACAAUCUAAAUAAGUCAUUAUCGCAAUUUAAGUUAUUAGAGAUGUGCCCCAAGCCUUGGAGGUACCGUAGUGCGCRAUCGCUAAACUCGCUUCCUUUUCAAGGAAAAGAUAUAUCGUAUGAUGGUGGUGGGUUUAUAGCGGACCUCGGAUAUAAUUCCUGGCAAGCUUUGGACGUCAUCAGAGGUUUAGAGAUGAAUAACUGGCUURAUGAUAAAACUGUUGCUGUGUUUGCGGAAUUUACAGUUUUUGAACCUUCAACAUCGCUAUUUAGCCAUGCAAAGUAUCUAUUUGAGAGAUUACCAACUGGGGGAAGUCAUGCUCGAUUGAAUGUGAAGACUCUUGUUCUCUAUUCGUCUUCGGAUCAAAAUUUCCAGUCGUUCUUUCAAGUCUGUCAAUUGAUGUUGAUGCUCAUGAUCUUGUUUUUCCUGUUUGUUGAAAUUGGAAAGAUAUAUCGACAGGGAAGAAAGUAUCCAAAACAAUUUUGGAACUGGAUGGAAGUAAUACAAAUAACUAGUGCUGUAUCAGCGAUCGUAAUGUUCUUUUUCAAGGAAAAAUACACUAGUGACUUUGUGCAAAAUGUGCAGGAUAACCCUUAUGAGACUUCCAGCAUCGAUUACAUCGUCUUGUGGUCUGAUUUGGAAAUUUACUUGCUGUCGCUUGUUAUCUUUGUUGUCACUAUCAAAUUCCUUCGUCUGAUUCGUUUUAAUCGAAGCAUUUGUCAAAUGACUGGAACUCUUGUGAGAUCGGCAAAGAGCAUGGCGUCGUUUUUUAUCCUUUUUGUAGCUGUUCUCCUCGCCUUCACACAACUUGGUUUCCUGGCUUUUGGUGGUACAGUUUCUGCGUAUUCAUCGUUUUUCCAGUCAAUGCGUGCAGUGCUACAAAUGCUUCUUGGUGGUGAAAUGCAUUUUUAUGAGUUAAAAUCGGUAGAUUCAUUUAUUGGUCCUGUGUUUACCUUUGUUUACAUGUUAUCCAUGACAAUGAUUCUGUUAAACAUGUUUUUGGCAAUACUGAACGAUUCAUACGAAGAAACCAGAGAGCAGGAAGACGAGGACGAUUUUGCAGACGCUGAUCUUUGUGAAUUCAUGACACAGUAUUUUAAGAAUAGCUUCAACGUCCUUUCUAAUGAGAUAGCCAACUUGGGAAAGAAGCUUUUCUCAAUCGCRCAAAAUUACAUCAAAGAAAAGAAGAGCUCGAAAGAAGACGAAUACAAGAARGUYGCAUUGGACGAGAAUGAGAUCACUUUAGUCAUAAAUCAAGACGGAAUCGACACAAAAGAAGAGUGCUACCUUGCAUCUCUGGAGUCCAUUGAUGAUCUUCUUGACGAACAUGACAAGGASACUYUUGAAGAUGUGAAAAGUAGCAUGAGUGAACUUAGACAAUCUUUAUUAUCCCUGACAAUAGACGAAGCAGUCCAUCGUCAGGAAUUCAGCCAACUCUUGUCUUCAAAGUGGGACAGUCCUUCAACAGAACAACAAAUUAAUGACGACACCCCAACAAAAAUGCAUUCCAUUUUUGACCGUCCAAGUUACACCACAUCAAUAUUCGACAGACCAGUAGGUCCUGUAUUCAAUGCCAACCUCACCUUCGGUUAUCGAAAUGGACGAUUUUCACCCUAUUCAUCAUCGAGAUACUUACAUCAAAACAACAAAACACAGAAUACUGCAUUGAMUUCGCCGGAAGAAGAUGAAGAACUUGCCACUGAAAAAACAGCACUGCUCGGGCAAACACCAAAUGGUAAUCAGGAGACAAGAUUAACGAUAGAGAAAGAAAGUUCUUUGUAAGACACUGGACUUCUCUUCCCUCAAUUUUUAUAUACCRUCAUUUCAGUUUCAAACAUACAGUUUUCAGAUUUUUAAUUUAGUUUUUUUUAGAUUUCUAAACCUUUUUGUUUAUGAUCAUGAUAUUAUUACAGUGCAGCAUUUGCUAACUUAUUUAGUAUUAUCUUUAUUCUUAUUACAAGUUUCCAACAAGACUUAUCAUUCUGCGGUGCAAUAUGAUUUUCAUUUUGGUAUCAUGACGUCACUGCUGUGUGACGUAACGUUUGCAUUGUACUAGUAUCAUGAGUUUUAGUCGAUUCUUUUCUCGAAUUCUGAGAUAAGUCGAAUUUUUGACUACCUUUCCUCUACCAUUUCUGUAUAUUUUUGUAGAAURAUAAUUUAUAUUUUAUAACAUUUAUUUUUUACCUGCGUCUCUCUAGAAGACGGCAAUUAUAUACAUACUUUGAAUAUCUAUCUAAAAGAUGGGAAAUGUAAGAUAAAAUGCUUGGAUAUCGUAACGAUAGUCAUUUUUUUUAGCCUUGAGCACUUCUUAAAGUGAGAUGCUUUUGUUUAGAUUUGUGAUUUUGUUGGAAAACUUCAUAGAAACUACAUACACAUACAAAUAUCUCCUCUCGCAUAAARUAAGGUUUUCAUCUGUAGGACGAAUAUUCUGGAAAAUAAUGGUGAUUUAAAUAAUUGGAACUAUAGUACGUAGAUUAAAUUUGUCAUUGGCAGUUAAGGUACUCAAUACUGGUACAAGGUUUAACAAUUAUAUUACGCUGGGAGUCCAGGUAAAUUUAUGAAAGCCAUAAUCAUAACUUGUUUGGGUAUCGCAUCUGCUUUCGAAAACUAUUUUUAUUUUCCUUGCUGCGCUUCUGUUAUUUGUCUAUUGAGUAAGGUGUUUUUGGCUUGGGCUUAGGUUAGGUGAUAAAAUAUGAUAUAAUCUGAAAAUGAAUUAUUAAAUGCAAAGUAUACUAAAAUAUGACAGAUUAAAA
Molecule: messenger RNA, 9552 nt
Organism: Exaiptasia diaphana
Lineage: Eukaryota; Metazoa; Cnidaria; Anthozoa; Actiniaria; Aiptasiidae
Product: polycystic kidney disease protein 1-like 2
Exons: 24
Coding region: 1025-8581 (2518 amino acids)
Biological process (GO): detection of mechanical stimulus
Cellular component (GO): membrane
Molecular function (GO): calcium channel activity; protein binding; calcium ion binding
Source: RefSeq, a predicted model, not a curated record